GCACUAAUUGCUGAUUUUGAAGUGUCAGAAGGGAUAUAUUCUCGGGCAAGAAUUAAAGAAUCUGAUUCGGUGUGCCUAUGGCUUGGCGCAAAUGUCAUGUUGGAGUAUUCAUGUGAAGAGGCUACCAUCCUCCUUAAAAGAAAUUUGGAAAAUGCAAAAGCCAGCUUAGAAGUUCUGGUUGCGGAUUUGCAAUUUUUGAGGGAUCAAGUGACAAUUACUCAGGUCACGAUUGCCCGAGUAUACAACUGGGACGUGCAUCAACGUAAACUUAGACAAGCUGCCAGUCCAAAAGAAUCAUGAGAAACAUGUAUGUUGGUUGAUAGAAGUGGCGUGGUGCUCACUUUUGCUGCCAAGAGUACGAUUCAGAUCUUUCUUGUUCAUCAUUUUAGGUUGCUUCUUGACUCUCCUCUAGGAGGAUCCUGAAUUUGUUCAGACUGUCAGUUGUUUGGCUUGUACCAAUUUUGUAAGACAGCAAAUAUUUGUUGGUGAGUUCGUGCAUUUACUUGAUGGUUAGGAUCUAAAAUGUAAUGAUUCAAUUGUUGUGAGGAUUGUUAAAUCAUGGUAUCACCAUGUCUAUGUUGUUUCUAACGGAUUAGCCUUGUUUGAGCCAUUGUACUGCUGUAUAAUUUAAGCAAUACCAGGUCUUUGGAAGAUGCUGCCUACCUUAAA
Molecule: messenger RNA, 669 nt
Organism: Nicotiana tabacum (common tobacco)
Lineage: Eukaryota; Viridiplantae; Streptophyta; Magnoliopsida; Solanales; Solanaceae
Source: RefSeq, a predicted model, not a curated record